AUGAAGUGUCGGUCUGCUCCAUCGCCCUCAAACGCUCACCCGGAGAAAGCUGAGGUGUGGACCCUCCGCGAGCGCAGCACAGCGUCCCCUAGAGGCUUCGUGCAGACGGACAGCCCCAACUUCCUGUGCAGCAGCCUUCCUCACCACUGGCGGUGCAACAAGACCCUGCCCAGGGCCUUCACCGUGCUGGCCCUGAGCGGGGACGUUCCGGAUGGCGUGCCGGUCACCGUGAUGGCCGGCAACGAGGACAACAGCAGCGCCGAGCUGCGUAACGCCACCGCCACCAUGAAGCAGGGACGCGCUCACUUCAGCGACCUGCGCUUCAUCGGCCGCAGCGGCAGAGGCAAGAGCUUCACCAUCAGCGUCAACGUGCUGACCACGCCCCCUCAGGUGGCCACGCUGCGCCGGGCCAUCAAGGUGACCGUGGACGGCCCGCGGCUACCCAGACGGCAGCGUCAGAAAGAGGCGGGAGCUUUUAGGUCGUCCAGGUGCGGCGAUGCAUUUUCAGAUUGCAGACCACUGUCCUCCUCCCUCUGGGCCGGCGAGGCGUCGUUGUUUGGUCACAUGACCGCCCUGACGUCUUCCUUCGCUCCCAAUCCCAGAAGGCACCACCUGUCGGGCCUCUCGUACGCUGCCCCGCCCCCAGUCUACACUUCCUACCUGCCCCCAGCUCCGCCCCCUCCACUCAGCCACUGUGGUCCGUUCUACUACGGCUCCAACCAACCCACCCAGACUGCGGAGGACGGCGCGGUCGCAUUGACUAAUUACAACGAAGGGGCGUGUCUUUCCCACAGAGGGGAGGAGCCUGUCUGGAGGCCUUAUUGA
Entelurus aequoreus (snake pipefish) is the source of this 825-nucleotide messenger RNA. Its product is annotated as runt-related transcription factor 3-like. Gene Ontology annotation, cellular component: nucleus. Gene Ontology annotation, molecular function: RNA polymerase II cis-regulatory region sequence-specific DNA binding; DNA-binding transcription factor activity, RNA polymerase II-specific; ATP binding. The transcript has 5 exons. Gene Ontology annotation, biological process: hemopoiesis; neuron differentiation; regulation of cell differentiation. The record is from RefSeq and is a predicted model, not a curated record. The coding region runs from base 1 to 825 and encodes 274 amino acids. Lineage: Eukaryota; Metazoa; Chordata; Actinopteri; Syngnathiformes; Syngnathidae.